CCCACAUAGAGAAAGGGUGCUGCAACCUGCCACCACCGUGGUCCACCCCCUCUGCAGCAGAAGCCUGCCAUACUGGGAGGGGGAACCACCUCUGCCUGCCCCACAACGUCCCAGCCCUGGCCGCUUUCCUUGUUCCAGUAUGGGGUGGGGCAGCAGCACCAGGAGGCACUGGUGGAGGAAUCGGCCCCAAAUCCAGGGGUUUCUGCGCUGCGGGGGACGGGCCAGAGAGUAGACAGAAUUGGCAUAUGGAUUUUUGAGAGGGGUAGUGCUGUCUGCUGCCUUCUGGCUCUCUUUGGCCCCAGACCUCUAUGUCAACAACUUCUGAUGUGUGACUCUUCCCAAGCUGCUAUUAGGAUCAGAUUUAUUCUUAUUAGAUUGUUAUCUGAAUGCCUACCAUGUGGCAGGCACUUUGCUAGGCUCUCGUAUAUAGUUAUCCCUCUUAAUUUUUGCUAGGCCAGUGAGUAGGAAGGUGGGACUCGAUGUCCCCUAUCUCGCCGUUGAGGAAGCAAGUCCGGAGAGGGGACUUGGUUUGUGCAGGAGCACAUAAACAGUAGGGCUGGCUUUAAAAUCACGUGUGUUUGACCAGAGCUGCAUUCAUGGGUCCCAGGCACUUUUGCCUUGGUGGGACCCUUCUUCCACCAAAAAUAAUAACAAUUAAAAAACCAACCCUAUAUUUUACAACUGUGUUGGUAUAAAGCAGAUAUAAUCCAGGCUGGAUUAAACAUUAAAGCAUUUUCUUCAAUGCUGAAUUUGGUUUUCCUCCUGAUAUAGCAGAAAUCUUAACAGUUUUUGUGGGACCCUACAAAUAUUGGGAACCCUGGGCCCAAGCCCACUGUACCUCAUGGAGAACCAGGCUCAGUGUUUGACUUCAAGCUUUGCUUUCUUCCCGUAGGCUACUUGGGGCCCUGGCUGACACCUCAGCCUUCAUUUUGCCUUCUAUUCCAUCACUUUCUAGGAUAUUCUCGGGCAAUUGAGUUGUCCCCUCCUCCCGACCCUCACCCAUCAAGAAAAGCUCUAACUUCUGUCCCCAGUAUAAUCUUCUCUAACCCAAUUUUAAAACCCUGCUGUGGACAAGGAGGGCUGUGGCCAGGCCAGGCUUCCUGCUUCCAGGCUCUAGGACAGGCGCAGCGUCUGGUCCCCGUAAUGAGAUUAGGCCUGGUGGCCUUUAAAUGAAACUGUGGACACAGGGAGAGAGAGUGAUUCUGAGCACAGUCAAGCCCCGCGGGUAGCUCCUGUGCCUGUUUGAUUGCAUUAAGUGGAUCCGGCCUGCAAGUGUGUGUGGGAGGGGCGGGGUGGGGUGGGGGUGGUGUGUGACUGUCUCAGCCCAGGGUUCCAGAAGCUGCCAAAACUGUCACCCCCAUCCUGUGCUCUGAUAGAAAAGAGAGUGGCCGUGGAAAGGGCUGUAAGAGCCUCCUUUGCUUUUAAGACUCCGGUCUGCCGGGCAGAGGAGAGCUUUGGGGGGGAGAAUGGCAGCUUCCAGGCCCUUGGUGCUGCUGCUUCUGCUCCGGGAACAAAGGCCCAGGAACCACCAGCAUUCUGGGAGGGGUGGGCAGCCUGAUUGGGAAGGGAGAGAGAGUGUUGUCACUGUUUGGAUUAGGAACCGAAGGCACAUGAUUCAAAGGGAGUGACUUGCGGCUGAUUUCCAAGUUCAACUGAUUUCCAAGUUUGCACAUGCAAGAUGUGUUUGUGGGUGGGUCAGUUUCCAACCGGAGUUCAUGAAAUGUGUUCUCUCUCCAGCAUUGGAAGCAGGCCCUCCUUGGCCAAAGAUGGGUUGUCUGUGAUAUUGAACCAAAUAAGCUGUUUUUGAAGGAAUCGUUCAGGUCAUGUUCUGUGAAGCACAGAACCACUCACUGCUUUGUCGUUUUUGUGAAUCUGGAUUUUUCACCCUUGGAGCUUACUGACUGUGAGACCACCUGGAGGCAGGACACAGGCCUGCCUGAGGCAGGAUGGUCUUGCUUGGUGUGAGUUUUCUUGCAUCCCUCAUGCUUGGACUUAAAUCACCUUCACACUGAAAGGAAGAGUGGAGGAGACAGCUUGGGCUUUCGUAGUUCCAAAGGUCAUUCUUUAUUGAUGGUUUCCUCUUGGACGCCUCAUCACCCAGAUGCCAAGUUCCCUGCACAGAUGGGGCAGGGGAGCUGCCUUUGGAGCAGCUGAUGUGAAAAUCUCACGGAUCGGCUGGUUUGCCGUCCUGCCAGCCCUUUGCUCUUAACUGCCUGUUCCCAUCCUGCCUCCUUCUCUCCCAGGAGAGCCGGCAGGGGACACCAGUGCUAGAUGCGGUGAUGGGCCUCCCUUAGGAGCCUGGUUUCCUGAGAGGUGAGGGACACAGGAGGACUGGCGUGGGACAGACAGAGUCUCCUUGCUGCUGUGGUUCAGGGUGACUUCUUUGGCAAGCGCACGUUCAGAUCUUUGAUUGCUUUCAGAUCCACCCUCCAUGCUGGGCAAAGCCACGCCUCUGCCCGAUGACCAGCUGCUGGGGCGAGUCACCUCCCUGCGUUAAAGCAGGUGGAUAGUGGCAAGUGCCCUUGGAGGCCUGAGUUGAGCUUGCAGCCUGAAUUCUUACCACCCUUUACUAAAAAAUGCCACAUCUGCUUAGCAGCUCGUCUGCAAGCUUCUCGAAGGCAGGGAUCACGUCUUACCUGUAUAGCUCCAUCAUCUGGUAGUCCCGCCAGCAUACAGCAGGUGCUCAAUGAACAAAUGCGUUGAGUAUUCGCGGCUGAUAAUUUGGGGCAUGUCAUGUAUCCUCUUUGAGUCCCAGUUUCCUCACCCAUUAAAGUGGGACAACACUCCUAUUAUCCUAGUGGUAUUGCGGAGGUUAAGCAAGAGAAGGCUGAGCACAGAGGAGGGGGCUUGCAGUCCGCUGGGAGCCAUCCUCCCGGCCCCACAGGCAGGCCUCUCCACUCUGUGCUCUGCUCCAAACAGUAUUAGGGUUCGGACUUCCUGGGGAAUCCAGGAUGGGAAGUUACAGUGCAGAAUGUUCAAGCCCCCCAUUCGGUGGUUUCGGCUGUUCCAAAGUGCUUUUCCUUUUCAGCACUACCAGCCACUUCUCCAGUUCUCAGUGGACAAAGACUGGGUGCCGUGCAAGUUAACUCAGUCCUGACACUGUUUACCUGGAGAUCGGGUCAGAGCCCACAGGUUAAGGGCUCAGUCCCGCAAGACUGCUCCCCACUUCGGAUGCCAGUCGCAAAUCCAGGGUCGCUGGAUUUGCUGUUGAUGCAAAGUUCUCCUGGACUUCUCCCCGGGUUCAAGUAAUUUUCUAGAGCAGCUCACAAAACUCAGCGAAACAUUUUACUUAGUAGAUUUGUUUUAAAAGGCUAUGACUCAGGAACUGCUAGAUGGAAGAGGAACAUUAGGGCAAGGUCCCGAAAGUCCUGAACGUAGGAGCUUCUAUCCCUGGGGAACUAGGGUAGCCGUCCUCUGGGAAGCUCCUUUUGUAUUUUACUGAGGCUUCAUUACUUGGACAGGCUCGAUUAGUUCAUUGGCCAUUGGUGAUGGAACUCAAAUCUCCAGCCCCUCUCCGCUCCCUAGAGGUUGAGAGGGUGGAACGGAAGGUUCCAGCCGUCAAUCACGUGGUUGGUUUCCCUGGCAACCAGCCCUCGCCCACAGGUUAUCUAAGGGCUCGUUAACAAGGCAGGUUUCUGGCGCGGUUGGGAAAUUCCAAGGGUUUUAGGAGCUCCAUCCUAUAUACUCCUUCUUCUAAGUCACAACCUCACAGCUCUGCAGAGACCCUCGCUUUGAUUUCUGCCUGUCUCAGUAGGAGGCUGGCUGGCCUGGCCACGGAGUAGCUCCGAGGUCUGGGAGCGACAGUUCCUUUGCUGCCCUGAGUUCCCACUGCUGUCGUAGGUCCUUGAGCUGGGGCUGCAGAAGCCGUGGCAGGUCUGCCAGCCGCAGAGCACGUGCCCUGUGUUCCUUCUCCUUCAGAGCUCAUCAGGUUCUGACUGUGCCCCGGGCGUUCUGGGGAUGAAUCUAAUAAAGGGGAGGAGGACUGAGAACAGGUGACCCCGGGACAGCAGCUGUUUGGUUGAUCUUUCCUGUUCGAGUCAGUGCAAGGCAACAGAUCCCGGAGUUGAUCCAAGGAAGAGCGGGACUCCAGGCCUGCCUCGAGCGAGCUCCCUGGGCAGCAGCGGCCGCAGCAUGGACAGUCGGGCCGGCCUGGCAGCCACGCCCGGAGCGCUGCCUUACUGCGUGGCUUUCUCCCAGCUGCUGGGCCUGACUGUGGUGGCCAUGAUGGGGGCUUGGCUCGGUCUCUACAGGGGCGGCAUCGCCUGGGAGGGCGCCCUGCAGUUUAACGUGCACCCGCUCUCCAUGGUCAUAGGCCUGAUCUUCCUGCAGGGAGACGCCUUGCUGGUUUACCGGGUCUUCAGGAAUGAGACCAAACGCACAACCAAGGUCCUGCACGGGCUGCUGCACGUCUUCGCGCUCGUCAUCGCCCUGGUGGGCGUGGUGGCGGUGUUCGACUACCACCGGAAGAAGGGCUACGCGGACCUGUACAGCCUGCACAGCUGGUGUGGCCUCCUCGUGUUGGUUCUCUACUUCGUGCAGUGGCUCGUGGGCUUGAGCUUCUUCCUGUUCCCCGGAGCUUCGUUUUCCCUGCGGAGCCGCUACCGCCCACAGCACGUCUUCUUCGGCGCCGCCAUCUUCCUCCUGUCCGUGGGCACCGCCCUGCUGGGCCUGAAGGAGGCGCUGCUGUUCAAACUUGGGGCCAAGUACAGCACGUUUGAGGCUGAGGGUGUCCUGGCCAACGUGCUGGGCUUGCUGCUGGUCGGCUUCGGGGUGACCGUGCUCUACAUCUUGACUUGCUCUGACUGGAAGCGGCCACCCCAGGCGGAGGAACAGGCCCUCUCCAUGAACUUCAAGACGCUGACAGAAGGCGACAGCCCCGGCUCCCAGUGACGGCCUGUCCUCGUCCCGCACGGAGGGCCUGGCUGUGGCUGGCCGCUGCAGCUCGGGGUGGGGGCGUUGGGUAGGCGACUUUCCCACGCUCUGUCGCGGCUCUGCUGGCUGGGUGGCUCCCGGGGAGGGCUGGCCAGCGCGGCGGGCGCGCGGGGGCAGCGCCCCAUUGUGGGCUGUAGGGCUUGGCUUCCUCUGCUUUCCCUCCUUGUUGCUGCUUUAGAGUCCGUUAGUCACGCACAGACCCUGGCCCUGUUGUCACUGUCACCCCCUCCACUCAAGCCGCUUCGGGCAGGGUUUUGGGUGGUCAGUCCGGGCUACAGAAGCACAGAUCCUUCAAGAAGACGCAGGGUGGCUCUCCUCUUGAGGAGCGGAUGCUGGGCCGAGUCCAGGGGCUGCCAAGAGCACAAAGCUGUGGGAGAAACUGGGCCUUAGUGACAGGCCUGGCAAGGCCGAGGCUUGCUUUGUGUAACGCUGAAUUCAGACCAGAGUCCCGUCCGUCUGAAUGACACGUGGUGAGAAUGGCCCCGACUUUGGCAGCGGAGCAGGUGAUAUUAUGUAUAAACUAUGCUGGUGUCCAGAGCAAGAGUCCCCUGGAGAGGGGAGGGGCGCGCCCCUGGGAAGCUGUGGAGAUGUGGCUUCGGCCCAGCUGCACUCUCGGCUGCUUUCUCUCCGGGCCUCGGCCUCAGGACGGCUCUGCCGGGAGAGGGCAGGGGCCCAGGCUGGAGACAAACUGUCCUUGGCGGCUGAGGGCCACCGAGAGAGGAGGCCGAGAUGGCCCCCGGGCAGGCGCGCUGGGCUGCUGGCGCUGGGGCUCUGCUCCGCGGGGCUGGGGCCUGCUGGCCGCCACCAGGCUCCCCGCCCUCAGCAGCCGGUUUAGGCACUGCUCUCGCUCUGACCUCAGCCCCGGGGCUUCUAUCUUUUUUUUUUUUUUUU
Molecule: messenger RNA, 5823 nt
Organism: Mustela erminea (ermine)
Lineage: Eukaryota; Metazoa; Chordata; Mammalia; Carnivora; Mustelidae
Product: cytochrome b561
Exons: 6
Coding region: 4132-4890 (252 amino acids)
Cellular component (GO): lysosomal membrane
Molecular function (GO): oxidoreductase activity
Source: RefSeq, a predicted model, not a curated record